CAGCAGAGCCAAGAGUACCCAACUGCAGCGCAAGAUGGCAGACCCAAAAGAUGAACUUCCGCAAUACUCACUCAGAAUUACCUCCGAUUGGCGGACCCAAAAGAUGAACUUCCGCAUUACCUCCGAUUGGCGGACCCAAAAGAUGAACUUCCGCAAUUACCUCCGAUAGGCUUUGCGAUGCCAGAACAGUAGGUGGCGGUAUGCACCUAAACUUUCUUGCGGCAAAAUUUACAGAAGAAGAAGAACUUUCAGGAAGUUUGAAAAGAAGCAAGCCGUCCGCAUUCAUUCAAUCUCACCUCCGACCCACUCAAACUAACCCUAACCCUGCAAUUCAUUGUUUCCAUCAUGGGAAAUCUAAGUGACACUCUCAAAUUAACAGGAACAUUGCGCAGAAGAUAUGUCCUGGGCAAUGGACUGAGAAAACGGGCAGAGAUUUAGAGGUAUUUGUGCAUGCUCUAUAUUACAGUUGAAAAGUGUAUAACAGUUUUCCAAUGCUGUUACUUGUGGCGAACACCUUUUUGCUUGAGGUGACGCGUGCCCGCAGGUGGAAUAAUGUCACAUGUCACAACGUCCAUAUUUUCUGUUGUUUUGAUUUAUUUACUCAUUCAUCAUUUUAUGUAAGACAAAGACACAAGACCACUUCACACGGUCAAAAAACUGUUCGGCUUCCCACGUGUGCGCACCUGUCCUAAUCAACCCACCCAUUAAAUAGACAGGCACAAUAGCACUAUCUGCUGGCACAAAAAAUACAUAACAAUAAACUGCAAAACCCCAAUCUGGCUCCUACAAAGUGUAUGUGACAAGAUGAUUAACGUUUGCUUUUGUUAAAUCAGGGCUUCCCCAGCCAGGACUUCGGCUCAGACUGUGGCAUAUUCAUGUUGAUGGUAGGUCAUAACGAGCUGUAAUGCACAAAUAUUGUAUCUAGAAUAACUUUCCAACAUGGACUUUUUAAAAGUUAUCUCACAUGUUGUCUCAUAAUUUUUUUUUUUUUAAGUCUGCCAUGUACAUCGUUAUGGAGUCACAGUUUGACUACUCAGUUGUAAGUACUUUUCAACACGCAGUGUCAUCCUCAAGGUUGUAUUUUGUAUUGUGCACUAAAAUGAAAUACAAACAACAAUUUCAGCAUGACAUGCCUGUUUUGCGGCGAUGGUGGUGCCUGUUGCCCCUGGAGAACAAUUCUUUGAACAGGUAGACAGUUUAAGUAAACUAGAGGCCCUAAUUAACUGGAAGACAAUCAAUAUAUUGUACUUAAAGAUAUAUUGUCAUUACAGUUGUGGGAAAAUCUUCACCCACUGGACCAAAGAAUGUCAAGAGCUCAUUGCUGGAAAGCAUACUCCGGUCUUCAGUCUAAAGAGGAAGGCAGAGCAGCAGGACAUAGAGGUUAGAAAAUUGCCUUCUAAAAACAGUAUUAUGUCAGUGGGAGUCCUUCAAAAUGCACACAGUUGUAUGGAUCAACAUUGUCUCGAUGUAUUUGGUAAUUGAUGUUACUUUUCAAAUUGACUUGUCAAGGAAACCAUGACGCAGACGGCAUCGGAUGUCCAAAGAAUGUGCAUGGCAGAUUCCAUGAAAUUCUGUGUCUACCAGACAUCGCAGGAGAGAGGUGUGUUGCAGACUCAAUUUAAUAAAUGCAUUUAUCGGGGCCUAUUCAGUGAUUUUCCAUGAAGUGACCACUUUUACAUAUAGCUUAAAUGCACGAAUCAUGCGGGAAAAUUAUUUAUACAUUCAAAUGUGCUGUAGAGGUAUAAUCAAUUGGACAGCGUGUUUGUUUAAUAUUAUGUUUGUCUCUCAUUUGAUCAGAUUGCUUUACCCUGAGGUAAAAUUGAUAAAAUGGGUCCAGUGCAAGACGUGCAGGGGCUGGCUGCAUCAGGAUUGUGCCGGGAUUGAAAUGGAGCCGUUUGACUGCGGCUGCGAGGACUCCAUUGAGCAUCCUCGGUAUAACAUAAUUUAUCAAGGAAACAUAGUAUCAGUCAAAAAUACGAGGCGCAAAGGAUGAAAAAUGAGGGCUUGCUCUUUUUCUUAUUUCUCUGCAGGAUCAAGGAUGCUGUUGACAGUGGAGGAAUUGAUGCUGUCUUUUCUAAGACACAGAUCAAGGUUGCUUUUGAAUGCACUAUCAGUUGUUAAAGCCACCGUUUCUUUUUCAGAUGAUUACAUUUUUGUCUCUUGCUCUUUGGUUUCAGACAUUACACAAUGAUCUACUCUCUGGAAAGAUCCGCUCCAACAGGAUGUUUCUUUGGAGGAAUCCCGCCACCUCACUCCGGCUAAAGCAGCAUCUUAAGAUAAGGACACUAAGUUGGAGUGAGCAGCGCGUAAGUAAAAAUGCCAUCCAUCAUGAGUAUUUUUACUCUCAGAGGUGUUACAUUUGAAAGGUGUUUACUUUCUGUGUUUUUCUUCAAUAGAUGUUCGAGCUCCUGCGGUUUAUUGAGGAGGCAACAACCAUAUCAGAAAAAAUCAAAAGAGGCGAGAUUCACCUGCUUGAUUUUGUUUUUGAUGUCAUGCUCCCAGAGGUGAGUAGAUCAAACUAUAUAGCUUGCUUUGAAAAUUGAUGAUAUUGUUAAGAGGUUGUUCUUAUUCAUUUGGAAAGCUCAAGAACAACAAUUAACCCAUACUGCAUAAUUUCAAUUGUUCACAUUAUUUGACUGUUUUUCAGCUUUUGAUCAAAGCACUUCAGGAGCAUGGCAUCACCCUACUCAGAGCAGAGCAGAUGAUGGCCUGUGGCAACAUAUUCUAAGCCCCCCACCACACCGACGGCAACGCUCUAAAUUAUGUAUAUACGAUUAUAUAUUUUUGGAUAUAUUUUUAUAUAUUUUUUUGGAAAAUAUUAAAGAAAUCUUUGAAGCAGUUGUAUGACAAUUUCCCAUUUCUUUACACAGUCUGUAAUGAUAUCGCAAUUCAAUUGUUUUUGCUAUAUGGCUCUUCUGAACCUUAAAGAGAUCAUGUGACUUGUGUCUCUACAAUUAUUGUAUACUUGGAUUUUGCACAGUCAAGCAAUCCUGAAGAGGCUCACCAGGAAGCACACCAUUUCAUAAAUUAUGUCCCUGGUUACACAAUGUUACUAAAGGAUGGGGGGAAAAAUAUGUGCAGCAACGUAAGCACUCUCAUAAAACAUAAUUAUGAACAACAGAAAAUAUGUGAGGGUCAGGGCAACAUUGUUGACAUUAAACGAGGUCCUAAUAGAUUCACAGUGGAGGAUACAUCACACACACACACCUGCUAAUAGGAGAAACAAGGUCACAGAGAAGUUAAGAAACAUUCAUGUGCUGUGUAAUAAAGCUAUUGGAGAGAGAAGUUAGAAAACACUCUUAUAUGAUGUGUAACGAGAGGUUAAAACAGUCCAUACUUGUAGCAAACUCUUACAUAAGAAUUUGAGUAAGAUGAUAACUUCUAUAUACAUUUACCUAUUCUGACAAAUUAUCAAAAUAUGAGGACAUCAGUCUAUAUAUACAUAUUACUGUAAACUUCAGAAUUAAAUCAGAACAAAACAGUAGUCAUAAUUAAUACAUAAACGUUUUGUUUUGAUUUUUAGCUCAAUAAUAAAUUCAAUUCGAUUCUUACGGAAUGAACGGAGCGAAAAAAAAAAAAAAAAGCUUGCGGCGACUAAAUCCGACUACCGGAAGUCCCUUCUGACAAAAAAAAUCGAUCAUUGGAAUAACCUUCCCACAUGUUGUUUCUUUAUUUAGCUGGAAGAAUUAAUUCGGUUUGAAACGUACCGCAUGGAUGUGACCAAAAAACAAACUUUUGGCGAAAUAUUUCGGCGCCGGAAGUCUGCCAACGAGAAAGCCCAUCCGCCGGAAGGUAAUUCUUUUGGGUCCGCCAAUCGGAGGUAAUGCAGAAGUUCAUUGCGGAAGUUCAUCUUUUGGGUCCGCCAUCUUGCGCUGCAGUUGUGUCCCUCUCAGCAGAGCUAAAGCUUUUUUUUUUUUUUUUAACAACUUUAUUAUCAUCUGUUGUAAUUACAAAGGACAAAUAUAUAUGUAAUCAGGUAAUGCAAAGUCCAUAUUGUAGAAACAGAAAAGAGAAAAAAAAAAAGAAAAAAGUGUAUCAGAAAGAACAUCGCAAGAACACGUACAAGCAAACCAUAUAGAAGCUAUCGAAAGAUAUUAAACAAAGUGCAGGCAGUAAUAGUUUUCAUUGCUUUGGGUUUUUCAGCAUAUUUGAUUGAGUGAAUGUAUUGUCAGAUCUCAUUAUCAAAGGCAAUAAAGUGGGGUUUCCUGUUUGUGAAUUUACAACGAUGAAUAUGAGACUUGGCCAUUAUAAGAAUAAAAUUGAUAAUCCAUACUGUAUGUGUGUUCUUUUCUGUACAUUAUCAUUUUUUCAAGAUACCAAACACAACAUUCUUCCACAGUAAAACAAAAUCAACAUCAAUAUUCUCAGAAACAAAAUUACACAAGCUCUGCCAAAAUCUUUUAACAACAGGACAAUACCAAAAUAAGUGAACAACAGUCUCAGGGCAUGCCUUACAAAACUGCAGUUCCUUUCAAUUUCUUUUUAAAAUCUUUUUUUAAUGUAAUCUCUUGCUGAAUAGAAUUUGUGAAUGAGUAUAAAGGAGACUUCUUUAACGUUAUUUGUGAUCAAGUAUCUAUUAGUUAAAAGCCAGGCCUGUUUUCAUGCAAUACAGUAUUUCCCAUAAAUUGACUCCAGUAUGAAGUCACAUGUGGCAAUGUAAUAUUAUCCCUCUGGAAAAACAGAUUUCCAAAGAUGGAGCUCUCUCCCCUUAUCACUGAUUGGGAGAAUCAACGCAGUGAAGAUGAAUGUCCUGCCCAUAUUUCUUUUCUAUUUUUUUUCUUACCCAAGCAAAUGUUUAAACUCUUGAUCAAGUUAUUACAUCUUUUUUGUAGGUCGGCAAAUCCCCCAGAAUAAUAUAAAGUCAUUACUGCACACAUUUAAAUCUGAUGGAGGCCUUAAUUUACCAAAUUUUCUUUUUUGUUAUUGGUCAGCCCAUAUUCGUAAAUUAAUUUACUGGCUGUAAUCUCCUGACCUCCUUCCGUGUAGGCUAGAGACUCAGUCAUGUAUCUCAUUUUCAACUGCUAACCUACUUAAAUAUUCACUACCUAUCAAUCCUUCAAAGUUUUCCAAGAACCCUUUGGUGCUCUACUUUUUAAAAGAUCUGGUACUCGUUUAGUUGCCAUUUUGAGUAUACAUCACCUUCAUCUUCAAUGCCUAUAGUGAACAACCAUCUCUUCCCCCAUCUUUUAAUACAUCCUAUAUAUUUUGGCAGAACCAAGGUAUUUAAUCUUUUAAAGACCUUUAUAAAGAUGGCACUUUCUUUUCCUUUGAAUAUCUUCUAAUAUUAAUUUACCCAAAUCCCAUUUAUUUCUUUAUUUUCAAAUUAGACAAGGUGCCUCCUCAGUUUAUACGUGUUGUCCUUCCCUUCCCUCUACCCAUGACUUGGGAACAUGAAUUAGGGGUAAAUUUGACUGAUCAAUGGUGGGAUAAAGCGGUGCAUAGCACAAGUUCAAGAACGCCUUGUGCCAGGCUGCAGCUAACACAGUUCAAGGUCUUGCAUAGGGCCAAACUAACCAAAUUUAGAUUUUCUGAACUAUAUACUCAUGUUUCAGAUCAAUGUGAUAGAUGUCAUGCUUCUUUGUGUAACUGGAGUCAUAUGCUAUUUUUCUGUCCUAGACUACAUCAACUUUAGAGUGAUAAUUUUAUGAACUUGUCAAGAGUUCUAGGAAUUCAGGUUAAGGUGGACCGCUUUUUUGCUAUAUCUGGAAUUUCACUUGAUCAAGUUCAACUUAAUUCCAUACAAUCACAGGUAUAAGCUUUUACUUCUCUUUUAAUGAGGCGUUGAAUCCCACUUCUCUGGAAAUCCUCCAAACCUUCUUCUGUGCCUUAAUGAUAUUAUGUCAUUUCUCAAAUUAGAGGAGAUAACUUUAACAGUGAAAGGCAGGUCUAGCAAGUUUUCUGAUGUAGCAGAAAAAGCUUUAACUGAUGUAAUGAGUAAGAUUUGACAGAUCAUAUUUAUGACAUUUAUAACCAAUCUUACAGAGCCUGUAAUUUACAAAACUGUUUAAUAUAUUACUGUGACAAGCUGUAUUAUAGCUGUAAAAUGCACAAAUAAGUCAUGAAAUACCAGCUGUUCAAGUGACAGGUGUUGAUUUACUGAUCAAUGGUUAUACUCCUGAAUGAAAAAGUUAACAGGACACAAAGGUGGGGAAACUAGGCACCACAUUUGAAGAAGAUGGUUUUUAUCUCUCUCUGCCCAGUCCACACGCUUCUGCGGCUACGAUUCAUAAAUAAAUACAUCUGAAAGCAUCAAUGGACACUUCUCAUAGUACAUUACAAUGUGUAACAUUGGAGGACAUAAUGCUCGUUCAUUUUGUGUAGUGCUGCAUGGUUAUUCAUUGAUUAUGUACACUCUAAUAUUUGGCAACACAUUUUUCAAAGGGGUAGAGAGAAGACCAAAGAAAUCAUUAAAUAAAUAACUUUGAUUAUUUCAAGCUCCCUCAUCCACAAGUAAAUGCAGCACUAGGGGAAUUGUAUUGCAACUGUAAACGAGUCUGCAUACUGAAAGCCUUAAGCUGUAAAAGCAGUUAGUAUUUUAUUGACCAAAGACAUAAAGGACAAAACUAUAAACACUGUUAUAUAUCCCCAACAUCCCCACCAUCUACAUUUGAACAGAGUUAUAAAAGAAAUAAACACCUUUUAAAAAAGUCCUGGGUCCAUUGUUUGAUUCCUUUUCCCCUGUACUCCAGGGUCACUGUCAAUGAAAAGGUCCAUGGCUUCUACACCAGCGGUCACACACCAGUAUAUAGUGACAGGAAGUAAAUAUACAAAAGGAAUAUAGGAUAUAUGAGAAGCGGCUUCUUCGUUUUAAAUUCAUCCCCGACGAGCAGUGAAGCAGCGCUGUAAGCAGCCCAGAAGACUCCAAACAGCUGAAAGAACAGAGCAGGCAGCAGACAGUUUAGAUACAUUACAAUACAAAGAGGCAUCACAGAAAAACACAGGUGCAAGACUAUUUUGAUUUCGGCUUACAGCUCAGGACAAUCAAGAAAAGUGUUAGUUUAUGGUGAGUACAAAAGUCAGCAGGUUCAGAUUUUUCAGAAAACCCUACUUAGGCAUCCUCCUCAGACAAGACUUACCACUAAAAUCAACUGAAGGUAAUUUACAGAAACCUCAGUUUACUUUCUGUCAUUCGAGUAAUUUACUACUCAGUCAUUUGGCUUUGACCUAACCUCCCUACAACUGUUAUCACACACACAAUAGCUGUCACACAAUGUGAAGAAUAAUACAUUGUUUGUUGAUGUACAGCCUCUUUCUUACUUUGAUUAGUGUUGAAACCACCUCAAACCCUCCAAUCACUAAGAGCACAGGAGCGAUAACGAUGAGGGGGAGGAGAGAAUAUCCAAUCACACCAAGAACCUGUCCAAAGGAAACCUGGCCAACGGAACAAGAAAAGACUGCUCACAAACAGGUCUCCUUUAGUUUACACUCACAUUAUCAUUUUUUCUGACUGAGAUAUGUCUGAGACACUCACCUCACCCCCAAGAACACGUGCCAGCAGGAAGAUCGUUAGUGAUCCAAAUAUCCAGAUGGUGAUAAUCCAAGACACAACCUGUGAAACAGAGGCAAACCUCAUGUCAUCACUGCAAACUGUAUUAAUUGCAUACCAUCCAGCAUAAUUAACCACAAUCACAUUAAGAUAGUUUGACUUUUUGUGCAUUCAGUAUGUAAACAAGGUAGCAUUAAUUGAGUGCUCUUCAACGUGAAACCACUUUAAAUCCUUCAUCACAUAUAAACAAAGGAAAAACUCUGUUCUUCAUUAUCACACACUCCACCAACUGAUCAUGUCUGGCUGAAAGGAGUUUUUGCUACCAUUUAAUUAGAGUCACGAUGCAAAGCCCAGAGGCACUAUUGUUAUACUGUGCAUUUUUUCUUAUUCCUCUUCUGGACAAAUUUUGAUAAGCUACUAGUCCUACAGCUUGAAGAGUGAAAAUGUUUACUGAGUUCAUAAUCUGUCAUAGUCUUGUGCAACUGGUUGAGACUGUUAAGAAGAUAUGAAAGACAGAUAGGUAAUCUCAAAAUGAUGUUUAAAAACAAUUUUCUUUAACUGAGCACUUUAUUUUGUUCGGUCUUUAUGUAAGUGCUGCCCUUACUAGGGUUUGUCAUAUUUAAUUAUUUUGUAGUGUUCGUUGUUUGCAUUUGUGGAUUUGUUACAGAGAAAAAGAAAAUCUGCAAUUUGAUUUUAAUAGGCCAUUUAUGGUCGUCGAAAUGUUGAUGCUUUUCUUAUAUAAAUAAAUUUAUUUCAAAAAAAGAUCUGCCCAUUUUACCUUAUGGACUAUUUUUAUUUAAGAUAUAUUUUUCAUUUAAAUGUGCACCUUAUGGAGCUACAAUUAGAAAAAAAAGGUACUCCUGCAGUUAUACAGUAUUUAUGAUUACAUUUUAUUGUUUUUUGAACAGCUGAGCAUAAUUUCAUCCGGUCAGUUUAAAUAGAACUACUUGUGACAUGUCAUAUUUAGCUUUGACUGUGACUAAACAUUUUCUCUCACUUUGCAACAACAAUAUCGAGAUAUAUAUUGUAUAUCAAUAUUCAGCCUAAAUAUAUUCAGAUUCAGAUUCAGACAACUUUAUUUAUCCCUUAAGGUCAAUUCCGUUCACAGUUACCCUGCCGUUUGAUCCAUCCAAACACACAAAUCAGCAGACAAACAAACCAGACAAGUGCAAGACAUUAAUAGCAGCCAGUAGACAACUACAUUCCCUUGUCAGUACUCACAGAUCAGCAGGAUCAGCAAUAAAUAGCUAAAUAAGUACAAUAAUAUACUUUCGGGGUAUAACUUUUGGUCCAUAUCACCCAGCCCUAGUAUAUCAUGAUCCAACUGCAAAGACUGAAGAGCUGAAACCCUCUAACAUUUGUGCCUUUGAGAUACAGAAGAUAUUCCACAUUGUCAUCAGAUGGAGCUGUCAUAACACAUGGACUUAUGAAAGCCGCACAUCAUACUGAUAUUAUAUUUACCCAUGACUGACUGUGAUUAUAGUUUUUAUAUUUACAGAUGAACACGGUGUGUCCUCUCACCUGCAGCUGCAUCUGUGUCACUUUAAGCCUGGGUUACCGGUUUGACUUUUUCAUAUUUGUCUUAUCUUAUAUUUAGCUCUUUGUUACACAGUCAGCUGAGGCCUGUUUGUGCUAAGUCAAAUCAUGUUCACAUAUUUCUUCUUCUACACACAUACUGAAGAACACACUCAAUUAAUGCAACACUUGGCUGGACUUAAAAAUGAUAGGAAAGAUUGUGGUGCGUCAGAAACAGUCAGGUUAAACAAGUCAUCAAAGAUAUUCCCUUUUGUCACAUUCAGAUAUUUCAUUUCAGAUUUUGUGGUCGGUCAGUGUUGGUAUUAAGGAUUGUAGUUCAAGUUUUUGUUUUGUUGAUUUGAUAUAGCCGGGUAGCAGCAGAAGAUUAGGGGUGAAGAGCAGCACAUCAUCUCAUCUUCAACAUGUUGGAAGUGGAGAGUGGGAUAAGAUGAGCAAUUUUUCAUAUUUCAGAUCACUACAUCAAGGCGAUCAUAGUUUUGUCUCUAGCUAGUGAAUCUGCAUACAUUUCAAGAUGUUGUGCAUCCUAGAAAACCAACAGAAUGGGUGUAAACAUAACUGUCUUGACAAUAUAGCAGGCCAAAAAAAAAGUGGUCUCCUGUGGUCAACUUACCCCAUACUGGGUUAGUUGACAUCCCUAAAUAACAGUCACUUCUUUACGUUCAUGUGUAUUUUUAUCUAUUGUAUGCUAUUGAACAGGUACAAUAAUUAUUUUUAUUAUUAUUGGAUAUAACUGCUAAAAAGCUGUUUUGUAAAAAAACAUUUUAACAUGAGAAUACCUUUUGGUGAUUCAGAACAUUCACAGCUCUAUUUCUGAAAAGAAAAAGUAAAACAUUUCAACAACCUGAACUGAAACUCUGAUCCUCUCAUCAGACUUUACUUUCUUUGUUGAGCCACUGGCUCAAGUUACCCCAGAACUACCAUGAUGACUUUGUUGGUCCUCUAAGCUAAAAUGGUGGACUUUUAUGCUAGGUUUUUGACCUCAUGUUGUAGCUCAUAGAUACCACAAUUGAUGUAUAAAACAAAUUUAAAAUGAUCUUUUUUUGGUCUGAGCACAAUUCUAAUAAAACUUAUGACGGACUAAAUUCACUUUCAAGAGUGAAUUUUUUUUUUUUUUUUUUUAAACAAAUCUCUAACCCCUUCACCCAUGUGCUUCUAACCUUCACAGACUCCAUGAAUUGACACCCAUCUCCUAAAUAUUUGAUCACAUGAUCAAUUUCUUUUACCAUUUCCAAGCAACAGGGGGUGGCUCAACUUACCCUUUGGCUUAACUUACCCCACUCUCCCUUAAAAGUUAAACUUGACACUUGACAAGAAGGCAAACUGCUGCAUGUUAAGCAAAACUAGUCUCAUACUCUAUUACAUAGUUCUAUUACAUAGAACUACCGCAUCUGCAGUGUAAAAUGAUUAUGAUGAUGAUUAUUACUUCAAGGAAAUGACCAGCUGCACUCAGUGAUUGACUCGUCAGGGCUCCCCCACAAACAAGCGGCUGCUGGAGGAGAGUGGACGAGUUGGCGUGUUUUUGCCCGGAAGACGCUGAGCUGCAUCUAGUUCAAAUGGCAAACAGCCCUUUUGUCCUUUUAAAACUGAACAACCUUAAAAAUUAGUCCCAAAUUAUGGUCCUGCUGGGGUCUUUUCUAUGGCAUGUAUCUGAAUGUAUUGGAUAUGAAAACAGUUAAAAUGCAAGGAUGGAACCUUUUUAAAAGCCCUUAAAGGUUCCUUAAAGUUAUGGGAACACCAUAUACAAGGGAACACUUUAAGACAACCACAGAGCAGAGUGGGUAACAUGCUUAAAUUUCAGGAUGUUGAGUGCUGUUUUUAACUGCUCACCCUAAACUGGCCAUAGAUGGAGAUCAUGGAGAAGAGCAGCACAACGGCCAGUGGUCCCCAGAAGUCCGGGUUGUCUCUAACCACCUGCCGGUUAUAGCCCAGUGACGGCAUUGGCAUCAGCACACAUCGAAUCUUGUAAUAGAUGUCCUUUAGGUCGAUAUCCAGCUCUUCCCUGCUUACACAGACAAGACACUCUGAAGAUUACAGAUAUUUUCACAGAACCCUAAUUGUCUUUGAAUGUCUUCUGUCUUUAUGCUUUACUGAUUAAGUUGUCAUGUUAAGUCUUAUGAAGCAAAAUUACAUGAAAAAAACCACCCUUUUGUCACAUUUACCAAUUGUUAAAUGAUGACGAACUGUGAUAAAAAAUUCCAGCCAAUAAGAAUAAAUAAGCAAGAUGUUACUGGCUUGAUAUAAAUAGAUUCAACUGUCCAUCAUGUCUGCAAAACAAGCCCCACAGUCUGCAGUUGAUUCAGUGUGCACACUGGACAAUUUCUGACUGCUGAUUAAUGUGUUGGUCAGGUCGCUCUUGUUUUCUUGUGAAUUUACCCAUAAAUGUUUUCAAAAGAAAAUGUAUGAUUUGUUUUUUCUUAUCAAACCCAGCUGACUAAAGACCAAAACUCAAAGGCCAUAGAGCAGUGAAACAAGAUGAGAGCAAAAACAGUAGUAUAAAAUACUUAAAACAGUAUAUGACAAGUGCAAUAACUCCGCAGCAGUGGGUGCGGUCAUAGACUGUAUAUACUAUGGACAACUUGGUUCCGCCUCCUGCCUGUAUAUGGAUUUGAAGCCAAAAAGCUCUUGGUAAUUCCAGGAUUUUUCUUCAUUUCCUGAAACCAGCGCUGCACAGUAGCGUUGUGCGCAUUCAGCAGGAGAGUCGCCGAGAGUCGCUGUGAUGAAGCUUGGCUCAAACAGCGCAUCGCCCGGGUGAGCUACGCAAUCCCUGAAUGCCAAUAGGCUGUAUCAGGUGUCAUUGAAAGAAAACAUGAACCCCCUAAUAUCUUUUAAAAACGGAGCUGCACAGAAAAAAAGAGGACUUGAGCACAAACCAGUCUUACUGUAACUAUAUGUCAACACCACAAGCAGGGCAGAGAAAAAUGUAUGUUCUCUGUAAUUAAUUUUUAAAGUUUGUCCACAGCCCCAUAAGCUUUGCUGGUGUAUGCAGGACUUAUGACCUAUACUGCAGCCCAUCAACAGAGGGUGCUGUUCUCAGAGUGGCUUCACCCAGCAGGGAGGCAAUCACUGUCCAUUCUAUAUACAGUCUAUGGGUGCGGUGCAGACUAAAACUUUGACAUUUAAAUUUUAAAUGACAGAUUUAAAAAAUGAAAUAUACAUGUAGUGAGCUACAGAGAGUAGAGGACAGUGAUCAAAUUAAUAAGGACAAACAAAUAUGUAAACAGAGCUUUCAGGAAACUGGCCUAUAUUAGGCGGUGGGCCAAGGCUGCAUAUCUGCUUCAGUUAUUGAAAAUAAAGAUCCCCAAUAGAGGACCUCUAUUUCAUAUUAAAAGUUUUUUUUUUUUUAAUCAGACAUACAUGCAGAUAGUGCUGGGCGAUAGGACGAUAGAUAUCGUGGGCACGAUAGAAAAUGUCUAUUGUGCCAUUUUUAUUUUUAUCGUUUCGGGCGAUAGGCUGUAUUUUAUCCAUAGGGCUUGUGCCAUCAGAUGAUUCAUAGUAACAACAACAAUAAUUGCACAUUCAGUAAGUAUAUUUGGUGUCGAACGGGAAAGAAAACAAUAUUUUCUUACAAAGAAAAGGAUGCGUUGACAUGUAGGCUUGCAUUUCUCUUUCGAUUUUGCGACAUGACGCCACUUUACGUGCCCUCUUCGUGUCCAGUGUCUCCAAGAGUACCCAGAUGCAGCGCCAAGAUGGCGGACCCAAAGAUAAAAAACCACAUUUACAAAACGCAAUAAGUUUCCGCAUUACCUCCGAUUGGCGGACCCAAAACAUGAACUUUGAACUUCUGCUUUGCGAUGCCAGAACAGUAGGUGGCGGUAUGCACCUACACUUUCUGACGGCAAAAUUUACAGAAGAAGAAGAACUCUCAGGAAGUUUGAAAAGAAGCAAGCCGUCCGCAUUCAUUCAAUCUCACCUCCGACCACUCAAACUAACCCUAACCCUGCAUUCCAUUGUUUCCAUCAUGGGAAAUCUAAGUGACGCUCUCAAAUUAACAGGAACAUUGCGCAGAAGAUAUGUCCUGGGCAAUGGACUGAGAAAACGGGCAGAGAUUUGGAGGUAUUUGUGCAUGCUCUAUAUUACAGUUGAAAAGUGUAUAACAGCUUUCCAAUGCUGUUACUUGUGGCGAACACCUUUUUGCUUGAGUUGAUGCGUGCCCGCAGGUGGAAUAAUGUCACAUGUCACACACAUUUUCUGUUGUUUUGAUUUAUUUACUCAUUCAUCAUUUUAUGUGCGCAGUGUCAUCCUCAAGAUUGUAUUUUGUAUUGUGCACUAAAAUGAAAUACAAACAACAAUUUCAGCAUGACAUGCCUGUUUGGCGGCGAUGGUGGUGCCUGUUGCUCCUGGAGAACAAUUCUUUGAACAGGUAGACAGUUUAAGUAAACUAGAUGUCCUAAUUAACUGGAAGACAAUCAAUAUAUUGUACUUAAAGAUAUAUUGUCAUUACAGUUGUGGGAAAAUCUUCGCCCACUGGACCAAAGAAUGUCAAGAGCUCAUUGCUGGAAAGCAUACUCCGGUCUUCAGUCUAAAGAGGAAGGCAGAGCAGCAGGACAUAGAGGUUAGAAAAUUGCCUUGUAAAAACAGUAUUAUGUCAGUGGGAGUCCUUCAAAAUGCACACAGUUGUAUGGAUCAACAUUGUCUCGAUGUAUUUGGUAAUUGAUGUUACUUUUCAAAUUGCCUUGUCAAGGAAACCAUGACGCAGACGGUAUCGGAUGUCCAAAGAAUGUGCAUGGCAGAUUCAAUGCAAUUCUGUGUCUACCAGACAUCGAACAACACAGGAGAGAGGUGUGUUGCAGACUCAAUUUAAUAAAUGCAAUUAUCGGGGCCUAUUCAGUGAUUUUCCAUGAAGUGACCACUUUUACAUAUAGUUUAAAUGCACGAAUCAUGCAGGAAAAUUAUUUAUACAUUCAAAUGUGCUGCAGAGGUAUAAUCAAUUGGACAGCGUGUUUGUUUAAUAUUAUGUUUGUCUCUCAUUUGAUCAGAUUGCUUUACCCUGAGGUAAACGUCAUAAAAUGGGUCCAGUGCAAGACGUGCAGGGGCUGGCUGCAUCAGGAUUGUGCUGGGAUUGAAAUGGAGCCGUUUGACUGCGGGUGCGAGGACUCCAUUGAGCAUCCUCGGUAUAACAUAAUUUAUCAAGGAAACAUAGUAUCAGUCAAAAAUACGAGGCUCAAAGGAUGAAAAAAUGAGGGCUUGCUCUUUUCUUAUUUCUCUGCAGGAUCAAGGAUGCUGUUGACAGUUGAGGAAUUGAUGCUGUCUUUUCUAAGACACAGAUCAAGGUUGCUUUUGAAUGCACUAUCAGUUGUUAAAGCCACCGUUUCUUUUUCAGAUGAUUACAUUUUUGUCUCUUGCUCUUUGGUUUCAGACAUUACACGAUGAUCUACUGUCUGGAAAGAUCCGCUCCAACAGAAUGUUCCUUUGGAGGAAUCCCGCCACCUCACUCCGACUAAAGCAGCAUCUUAAGAUAAGGACACUAAGUUGGAGUGAGCAGCGCGUAAGUAAAAAUGCCAUCCAUCAUGAGUAUUUUUACUCUCAGGGGUGUUACAUUUGAAAGGUGUUUACUUUCGGUGUUUUUCUUCAAUAGAUGUUCGAGCUCCUGCGGUUCAUUGAGGUGGCAACAAACAUUUCUAAAAAAAAUUAAAGAGAGGCGAGAUUCAUCUGCUUGAUUUCGUUUUUGACGUCAUGCUCCCAGAGGUGAGUAGAUCAAACUAUAUAGCUUGCUUUGAAAAUUGAUGAUAUUGUUAAGAGGUUGUUCUUAUUCAUUUGGAAAGCUCAAGAACAACAAUUAACCCAUACUGCAUAACUUCAAUUGUUCACAUUAUUUGACUGUUUUUCAGCUUUUGAUCAAAGCACUGAAGGAGCAUGGCAUCAACCGGUUCAGAGCAGAGCUGAUGAUGGCCUGUGGCAACGUGUUUUAAGCCCCCCACCACACCGAGAGCAGUGCUGAAUUUUGUAUAUAUAUAUAUUUUUUUUACUGUUCACAAUUUUGUUUGGAAAAAAUUAAAGAAAUCUUCAAAGCAGUUGUAUGACAAUUUCCCAUUUCUUUACACAGUCUGUAAUGAUAUCGCUAUUCAAUUGUUUUUGCUAUAUGGCUCUUCUGAACCUUAAAGAGAUCAUGUGACUUGUGUCUCUACAA
Xyrichtys novacula (pearly razorfish) is the source of this 15149-nucleotide messenger RNA. NCBI's taxonomy places the organism in Eukaryota, Metazoa, Chordata, Actinopteri, Labriformes, Labridae. The record is from the annotation of a GenBank genome assembly.